Molecule: messenger RNA, 582 nt
Organism: Formica exsecta
Lineage: Eukaryota; Metazoa; Arthropoda; Insecta; Hymenoptera; Formicidae
Exons: 1
Coding region: 1-582 (193 amino acids)
Source: RefSeq, a predicted model, not a curated record
AUGCCAAGGGACACGGAGAAGACAAUCAUCGUCGACGACGACAGCACGAGCGUCAACAAAAUAGGCAUAAGAAUACCACCAUUUUGGCCGGAGGAUGCAGAGCUAUGGUUCGCGCAGCUGGAGGGAACAUUCACCUCGUGCGACAUAGAAGACGACGCAACGAAGUACGCAUACGUCCUGUCCAGGAUAGAGCCAAAACAAGCCAGGGAAAUAAAAGACAUCACGCAGCCGCCACCGAGACAAAAAUACGAAGCGAUAAGGAAGAUGCUGAUACAGAGACUCACGGCAUCACAGGACCAAAGAAUUAAACAACUUCUAGAACACGAAAAGCUGCGAGACAGAAAGCCCUCGCAGUUUCUCCGACACCUCAAAACCUUGGCCGGCAUAACAGUCUCUGACGAGCUACUGCGCACAUUAUCGCUAGGCCAAUUACCAAUGCAAAUGCAGGCCAUUCUAGCAAUGCGCGCACAGGAUAAAUUAGAAGACGUCGCAGAACAGGCCGACAGAAUCCACGAAAUAGGGAGUAGAUCACUAGAGGUAGCAACUACGCAAGUGGCAGUCACGCCAACACGAAUCCCAUAG